GCCAGACUGGCUGAAGAAUUUUUCUGGGUUGGUGGCAGCAUUGUAGCUUCUCCGAGAUGGAAAAUCGGCCGUAUUGUGGAAAGAUGUAUGAGUUCCAUGCAAGCCGGUACCCAAAUGAUCAAACUCCGUGGCAGUUCCAAAGGGCUGGUCCGCUUCUAUUACCUGGAUGAGCACAAGUCAUGUAUUCGCUGGAGACCUUCUCGAAAGAAUGAGAAAGCCAAAAUUUCUAUCGACUCUAUUCAGGAGGUGUGCGAGGGGAAGCAAUCAGAGAUCUUUCAGCGCUAUGCCGAUGGCAGUUUUGAUCCCAACUGCUGCUUCAGCAUCUACUAUGGAGACCAUAUGGAAUCUCUUGACCUGGUGUCUUCCAGUGGAGAGGAAGCACGCACCUGGAUCACAGGGCUAAAAUAUCUCAUGGCAGGGAUCAGUGAUGAAGACAGCCUCUCAAAACGCCAAAGGACCAGAGACCAGUGGUUGAAGCAGACGUUUGAUGAGGCAGAUAAAAACGGUGAUGGCAGUCUGAGUAUUAGUGAAGUGCUCCAGCUAAUGCACAAACUGAAUGUGAACCUGCCCCGACAAAAAGUCAAGCAAAUGUUUAAGGAGGCUGAUACAGACGAUAACCAGGGCACUCUGGGCUUCGAUGAGUUCUGCGCCUUCUACAAGAUGAUGUCAACACGACGCGAUUUGUACCUGCUAAUGCUCACCUACAGCAACCACAAGGACUACCUGGAUACAGAUGACCUGAGACGCUUUCUGGAGACUGAACAGAAGAUGACGAAUGUGACUAAAGAACACUGCCUGGAAAUCAUCAGCAAGUUUGAACCAUGUCUGGAGAACAAGAAGGAAGGAGCUCUGGGGAUUGAUGGUUUCACCAAUUACAUGCGGAGUCCGUCAGGGGACAUAUUCAACCCAGAACACUACCAAGUGAAUCAGGACAUGACUUACCCUUUGAGUCACUAUUUCAUUACCUCUUCACAUAAUACCUACCUCAUGGGAGAUCAGCUGAUGUCCCAGUCUAGGGUGGACAUGUAUGCAUGGGUGCUACAGUCUGGCUGUCGUUGUGUAGAAGUUGACUGCUGGGAUGGGCCGGAUGGUGAACCAAUUGUCCACCACGGAUACACUUUGACUUCCAAAAUUCUCUUCAAAGAUGUGAUUGAAACUAUCAACAAAUAUGCCUUUAUCAAGAAUGAGUACCCUGUUAUCUUGUCAAUUGAGAACCAUUGCAGUGUCAUUCAGCAGAAGAAGAUGGCUCAGUAUCUUAUAGAAAUUCUGGGAGACAAACUGGAUCUGUCUUCUGUGCACAACGAUGAUUCUACCAAGCUCCCUUCACCAGCAAGUCUUAAAGGAAAGAUACUGGUUAAGGGGAAGAAACUUCCAGCCAACAUCAGUGAAGAUGCAGAGGAAGGUGAAGUUUCUGAUGAGGACAGUGCUGAUGAGAUUGACGAUGACUGUAAACUAAUGAAUGGAGAUGCAUCUACUAAUAGGAAAAGAGUGGAGACUAUAGCAAAGAAAAAACUUGACUCGCUGAUAAAAGAAUCCAAAAUCCGUGACUGUGAAGAUCCAAAUAAUUUUACAGUUACCACUCUACCAUCAUCAGGAAAAGCUGGUCUAAAAUUAGAUAGUAAGAAGAGUAAGCUUGAGGAUGAUGUGGAAUCUGGGGAAGACUUCAGUACCAACAAAAGGCACAGCCGGUCAUUGAUGGGCAGUUUUUCUAAACGCAAGAAAAAAGGAAGCAAAUUGAAAAAGGCAACAAGCCUGGAAGAAGGUGAAGAUGAUUCAGAUUCUCAAGGAAAUUUAGCCAGGAGCUCUGUACAUUGCAGCAGGAUAAACCGACAGAAGAAAACAAUGAAGCUGUCCAGGGCACUUUCUGAUCUGGUGAAAUACACAAAAUCUGUUGGCAUCCAUGAUGUUGAAACUGAAAUCUCUUCCAGCUGGCAGGUUUCAUCUUUCAGUGAAAUAAAAGCCCACCAGAUACUGCAGCAAAAGCCAGCACAGUAUCUGCGUUUCAACCAGCAUCAGUUGUCCCGCAUCUACCCAUCUUCCUAUCGUGUGGACUCCAGCAACUACAAUCCCCAGCCAUUCUGGAAUGCUGGCUGCCAGCUCGUUGCACUAAACUACCAGUCAGAGGGGAGAAUGCUGCAACUGAACCGGGCCAAAUUUAGUGCCAAUGGCAAUUGUGGCUAUGUCCUCAAACCAAACUGCAUGUGUCAAGGUGUCUUUAAUCCAAAUUCUGAAGACCCACUGCCUGGCCAAUUGAAGAAACAGCUGGUUCUAAGGAUUAUCAGUGGUCAACAACUCCCAAAACCACGAGAUUCCAUGUUGGGAGACAGAGGAGAGAUCAUAGAUCCAUUUGUUGAAGUAGAAGUUAUAGGUUUACCUGUUGAUUGCUUCAAAGAACAAACCAGAGUAGUUGAUGAUAAUGGUUUUAACCCCAUGUGGGAGGAAACGCUGGUGUUCACAGUACACAUGCCAGAGAUUGCACUGAUUCGGUUCCUUGUGUGGGAUCACGAUCCAAUUGGGCGUGACUUUAUUGGACAGAGGACAAUAGCUUUCAGCAGUAUGAUGCCAGGUUAUCGACACGUGUACCUGGAAGGUAUAGAAGAGGCAUCCAUCUUUGUUCACGUGGCUAUUAAUGACAUCUGUGGUAAGGCCAAACAAGCUCUAGGUCUAAAAGGCCUGUUUGUCAGAAAUCCAAAGCAGGCCUCUCUGGACAGUCAUGCUGCUGGUCAGCUCCAUCGCAAACAUUCCUUUAGCAGUCAUAUCUUGAGACGGACAGCUAGUGCACCCACCAAAAGCCAGAAGAAGAACAAGAAGGGCUUUCCUGAAAUUGCUAUUGACACAAAAGACAACAGCUCUGAAGGGGCCGGUGAAGACUGUGAUGUGGAAGCCGCCUCCCAGCCUCGCUUUGAGCAAGAGCCAGAAGGUGCUUCCCUGUCACCAGCUCCCAGAGAUGGUGCCAGUGGGGAGGCACAUGGCAAGGGGUUGAAAGGUAAGGCCCAUAGUUUUCGUAAAGCCAAAAGCCAAAGUUGUGCUCGAGGGGGUGCUGCUUUCAGUGAACCCAUACAGAGAUCUAGCAGGGUCCGGCUUCAGGAGCACCAGAGCGAGAAGCAAAGCGUCUUUGCACGCUGUGCCAUCAACAGCUCUGGUAGGAUUGGAGUGGCCACCAAUUGCAUGAAAUGCAUGAUUGGUUCCAAAGAAAGCCCAGAUCUAGAAUGCAAGUGGAGUGACCAUCCUACCAGGCCUAUUGCUAAAGAUAUACGUCACCACGAUCAGUAUAGCAGUAUAACUGGAGAAGAGAGCUUAGAGCUAAAAAACUGGGGUGCUAACGGUCAGCCCAGGCGGCAAUCAGAUUUGCAGCCUUGCAGCAGCUCUGGAACUGCCGAUGAUCUAACAAGAAGCACCCAGUCUUUUGUGACCCCAGGGAAGAAAAAUGUUGAAUCAAAAUGUCAUGGAAUAAAGGCUCAUUCUCGGCAGCGGUGGCAGUGCCAAUCAGGUGGCAAGUACGGAAGCACUGUCAACUUGGUUGCAGCCAGCAAUGGCUCUAUAUCCUCCAACUCCAGCAGUCUAGAAAGCCUUGGAAGCCCAGAAUUCCCCAAGCGCUGUUCUGAAACUUCUCGAAGGCAAGUGGGCACCCUACAGAGGGAAAUGAAUGCCUUGUUCGUUCAAAAAUUGGAGGAAAUUCGAAGUAAAUCCCCUAUAUUCUUUACUGUAGAUGUCUGCCGUUUCUCCAUGCAGAGGUCAGUCACUUCUUUAUGCAGCCUCGAAACGAUCACUGAAGAGCCUGUUAUUGCCAAUGAAAACCAUCAUGCCAGCCUUUUCUUCCCUCUACCCGUUACUCCUUACAGCGAUUCUGAGGAAGGGUCUGUCUCUGAUCAUUCCACCAAAUCUCGAUCAGAGGCAGGCAGCACAUCCAACCACCCUCAAGAAUCUCAGCUCACUAGAGAACAAAGAACAAAUCUGGCUGCAGAAGGCCAAAUGCAGGUAGUCACCAGAGCAGCUGACACAAGUUUAGCAGUCCAAGAAAACGAGAGGCCGAGCAUGGCAGGAUGUCUCAAAGAAGAAAACGGUUGGACACAGGCAUGCAGUAAAGCUGGAGAUCAGUGUGGAUUGGCAGCGCAUCCUCAAAAAGCCCGGCUGGCAGCAGCAGCAGGUAAGGCUGCUGGCCAACCUAUUGAAAACUGCCAGAAGCAAAAUGAUCAACAGGGUCGGGUAUUAACAGACGUGAAAAGCACCGUUGAAUCCAAAGGCCAAAAACUUGGUGCAGCAGCUGUUCAACUGCAGCAAAACAACGGGGCUAACAGCACAAAUACGACUUUGCCUCCAGACACUUUACAGAAAUCCCACGCUGCACAGGCUCUGCCUGUUUCUGUUUCUCAGACGAGCUCUUACAUGUUGGUGAGAAGGUCAAAGGGUGAAGGACUGAAGAUGUCAGACUCCUCAGCCUUAAUAAAAAUUCCAAGUAGCCUGUCUCCAGCAGCAGAAGUAUACUUCGAUGCCACUGUUAACGACCGGAUCUGGAGCAAGCUAGAUUGCAGCAAUCAUCGUGACAGCAUGUCUUCCUCUUCCAGCAUGUCCUCCAACGACACUGUGAUAGAUCUCUCUCUACCCAAUCUAGCUCGCAAAAGCCUCCCAGAUCUUGGCAUCCAUCACGAGAAUUUUGAGCCCCUUGCCGUAAGAAAGGGUAUGCGCCCACGGUCUGCUACAACGUCUGGUAAUGAGAUGCCAAUGGUGAGCAAGAGCAAAUCCAAUCCCAACCUGGUGUCUGGCCAGCUGCCAGCGGAUGAGUUGUGCCCCCGUCCUCUUGCCAGGAGCCCUCAAGAUGCAUUCUCAUCCAUUCCUAGACGGCACACCUGGAGCAGGCUGUACAUAGAAAGUCUCAGACAGUCUUCUAACAAAUCCAAAGCACAGGAUAUGGUUGGGAAUAACCAGGCAAAAUCCAAGAGUCUUGGAGACCUUACCUCUGAUGACAUUGUGUGCACUUUUGAAAGCAAAUACCGUAGCAUCAGCAGGAGUUUUGUCACUCGAUCAAUUCUCGAUCCGACUGAAUCUGAAGAGGAAGGGGAGAGCCUGGGACUCCUUCGCAGGUCUUCGUCUCGCAGCCAGAGCAGGGUGCGGUACAUUGCCAACAGGGCCAAGCAAGCUCAGGAGAGACAGCGGCUGCAAAGCCUGGGCCAGCUCGGGGGGAGUCCCAUCGAGGAGAGAGGAAAUCCCGAGGGAGCCUGCAGCGUUGCAAAAGCCGUAAACAUCUAUGUGAUGUUAACAACAGCUAAGUGUGAGUGCCUGGGAGCCUUCAGUGCUCCAGCGGUCUCAUGGUGCCUGUGCAUCGCGUUGCUCCUGCUGGUACCCAUCAGACAAACGGAGCGAGGAGAGGCCGCGGAAAUUGCUACAGUGAGCAGCCAGUAUGUUAACAACUCUUUCUUUUCAAGGUGA
This is a messenger RNA of Pterocles gutturalis (yellow-throated sandgrouse), 5427 nucleotides long. RefSeq names its product phospholipase C, eta 2 (gene PLCH2). The record is from RefSeq and is a predicted model, not a curated record. Bases 88 to 5427 code for a protein of 1779 amino acids. Gene Ontology annotation, biological process: phosphatidylinositol-mediated signaling; lipid metabolic process. Lineage: Eukaryota; Metazoa; Chordata; Aves; Pterocliformes; Pteroclidae. Gene Ontology annotation, molecular function: calcium ion binding; phosphatidylinositol-4,5-bisphosphate phospholipase C activity. The transcript has 26 exons.